Messenger RNA from Penicillium digitatum Pd1, 132 nucleotides. The record is from RefSeq and is a predicted model, not a curated record. Lineage: Eukaryota; Fungi; Ascomycota; Eurotiomycetes; Eurotiales; Aspergillaceae.
AUGGUAUUGCGCUGUCAGCAUCCUUUGCAUUUGAAAAGUAGCAAGGUACUUUUGCAGGAUUCCAUAUUACUCAACCCCAUCGUGGGCCAGAUGGCAUACGUAUUGGGUGCUCUCAUCUCCCUCCGCACGUGA